Myxocyprinus asiaticus (Chinese sucker) is the source of this 4423-nucleotide messenger RNA. Its product is annotated as sesquipedalian-1-like. Gene Ontology annotation, cellular component: trans-Golgi network; early endosome; recycling endosome. Bases 203 to 1027 code for a protein of 274 amino acids. Lineage: Eukaryota; Metazoa; Chordata; Actinopteri; Cypriniformes; Catostomidae. Gene Ontology annotation, biological process: receptor recycling; retrograde transport, endosome to Golgi; endosome organization. The transcript is spliced from 3 exons. The record is from RefSeq and is a predicted model, not a curated record.
UUUGUGUUUACGAGUUACUCUGGCGUUGUAACGCGGCUUUAAUAGUUUUACGCUAGUUAAAGCGCUGAAUUUGAUGGCUGUAAUGUGGAAGAAUGGAAUGGAGAUACUUCACUUGUGCUGGUGUUUUGAUUGAAGGCAGGAAGCUUUCCUCUUGUGAAGGGUUGACAGAUCAGUUUUGAACGAGACAGGUCUCCUCGCCAUCAUGAAGUUGAACGAGAGAAGUGUGGCACAUUACGCCACGUGCAACUCUCCUCCAGACAAGACGGGCUUCCUCUUUAAGAAAGGGGAACGGAACACAUCAUACCACCGUCGCUGGUUCAUUCUUAAGGGCAACAUGCUCUUCUAUUUCGAGGAGAAGGAAAGUCGAGAGCCGAUCGGGGUAAUCGUCCUCGAGGGGUGUACGGUGGAGCUCUGCGAGUCUGAAUCUGAAGAGUUCGCCUUUGCCAUUAAAUUUGACUGCUUCAAAGCAAGAGUGUAUAAGAUGGCUGCAGAGAGCCAGGCUGCUAUGGAGUCAUGGGUCAAAGCACUAUCACGGGCGAGUUUCGACUACAUGCGGCUGGUCGUGAAGGAGUUGGAGAGGCAACUGGAGGAGGUACAAGGAGCAAGAUCUUCACAGGGGAAAAACAAGGCAAAGAAACACCCGCCACAAGUGCAGGGAAGAAGAGCAACAGGUUUCCGAACUGCCACCCCAUCAAGUCAGAACGUUGCCAUAACGGGGCCUUCACAGCUUCAUGGACAAACAGAAGAGGAGUUGUCCACUUUAGGGAGUUCUUGUAGGGAAAAUGAGGCAUCUUGGAGCAAGCCCGCCAGUGUGGCUAACGGUGUCAGCGAGGGUUGCGUCUGGGUUGGGGACUGCAGUGGGAGGGGCGAUGGAGUCAGACCACCUCCAGUUCCUCCUCGGAGGAAGGCCAGCGGCGGGUCACAGGAGAGCCCCGUUUCACCCGGCACAGGGUGUUUCUCCAAACUACACGACUGGUAUGGGAAAGAGGUGGCUGAACUUCGAAUAGAGUGGCUUCAGAGUCAGUAAAGCCGCCAAGCCUUGAAUGUGCCAGAGGGGAAGGUGGAUGGGAGCAUCUGCUAGAGACUCGACCCAAAAUAUUCAUCCCCACACAUAAUGUUGGGUUACAGUGUUUGGUGCAAUCUCAGUUGAGAGCUUUCUCUGACUUUCAAAUUAGAUUGGUACUCUUUUGUUAGUAGGAGAGCAGAGAUAGUAGGCCAAAUAAAUCUAUAAACUGAGAGAGAUUGAUGCAUCAGAAUGUUAAACACUUGUUGGACAGCUUGUUUUUAGACAAUUGAAACAAGACCAAGACAUUUCUUUAAAGGAGUAGUUCACACAAAAAUGAAAAUUAUGUCAUUUACUCAUCCUCAUGUCAUUCCAAACCCAAAUGACUUUCUCUCUUUUGUGGAACACAAGGAGAUAUUUUGCAGAAUGUUUUUCCCUCCAUACAAUAAAAGUGAAUGAAAAGCACCAUAAUAUUAGAUAGGGGUGUAAUGGUACAUAGAAGUCACGGUUGGGUACGUACCUUGGUUUUGGGGUCACGGUUCGAUACGAGUUCGGUACAACAGGAAAAAGCAACAAAUCCCAAAUGCUAGGUUUCUUUUCAUUUAUUUUGAACAGACAGUAGUGCAAAUUACAGUUUGUUCCACUUAACGGCAUUUAGUCCCCCCUGAGGUAGUUGGUACAGUACAGCCUCCUUUAGUGUAUUAAGCACUAAGCAGUAAACAGAAUGCACUCUUGCAUAGGCCAUAUUUUUUUGUAGGGUUGAUAAAAAAACAAAAGGUAUUUGGUCACAAUCAGCUACAAAACUGAAAAGCAUCUCUUGUGUUAUAAAAGUACAAAAUAAAUAGAAUAAUGAAAAAUAAAACUUGUGCAUUAGGAGAAGCCAUUCUUGUUUUGGGUUGGUGCAUGGAUGGUCUCUUCUACUUUUUUUUUUUUUUUUUUUUUUUUCCCUGUUGUGGCCUUUAGCAAACAGUGUUGCAUUACUGCGCGCGCCCCCUUCUGGAUUGGAGUGGAUCGCCUGUGACUGACUCGGAUGUAUUCUUCGUGUUCCACAAAAGAAGGAAAGUCACAUGGGUUCGAAACAACAUGAAGGUGAGUAAAUGAUGACAGAAUUAUUCUUUUAAGCCUUGCACUUAACUUCAUCUUGAGACUUUCCUAGAACCUCAUGUUGAAGUGUCAUUAUUUUACUUGCCAUUUCUGUUUCAUUUUAUUUGAUGUUUUAAAUGAAGGUCUUCCAUUACAAUAUUGGAAAUUUCCUUUUUGGUCUUGGUAAAAAGAAAAGCGGUACAACAUCCAUGUUUUCGUUAUCAAAAAUACCAUGAAUGUUAUGUUAAAGGUACAUUACGGAUUCAAUACAAGUUAAGCUCAAUGGACAAUAUUUGUGGCAUUAAUAUCGAUUACCACAAAAAGUAAUUUCUACUUAUUCCUUUUCUUUAAAAAAAGCAGAAAUCUGUGUUCCAGUGAGGCAUUUACAUUGGAAGUGCAUGGGGCCAAUCCGUAAAUGUUAAAAUACUCACUGUGUCAAAAGUAUAGCCACAAAACAAAUAAUAUGCAUGUUAACAUGAUUUUAGUGUUAUAAAAUCGCCAACUAACCUUUUCAACUUCAUUGCCUGGAACAGUAGUCUGCUGCAAGAACGACAAUUUAAACAACUUUACAUCUCAAAUAAUACACAAGUUUUAACAGAAGAAUUAAUCUAAGUGCUUUUAUAAAAUAAUAAGCUUAAUAUUUAUGCCUUUAAACCCUCUCAAAUUUGGCCCCAUUCACUUCCAUUGCAAGUGUCUCACUGGAACCUAGAUUUUUAUUUUAAAGGCAAAAUUCAUUUUUGUGGUAAUAAGCAUCAUGCAUCAAAUGCUGAGCUUCACUUUAUUGAACCCGGAAUAUUCCUUUAAGAUGCCAGAGCUGGUCUGUGGCAAAUGUAAUAAUUUUAACAUUAUUAAAAAACAAUAUUUUGAAUAACAGCACAAAAUGUUAAACCUAUUACAAGAAUAAUACAAUUAUGUUAUGCAAAUGUCUUUUGUCAAAAGUUAGUGCUCUGUGAGGAGAUUUUAAAUGAAACCUGCCAAUUCAUAAAUGCCAUGAUUAUUUUCAGGGAUGCAAACUACUCGCCUUUUCUAAGAUAAUUUGCCUGUAUUUUAGGUAAAAUUUUCUACAUUUUACUUUUAAAAACAACUUGAGAGGGGUACUUUAGGAUUAAACAACAAACAAAUAAACUGUAAUAUACCGGUGAAACAACUGCUAUGACUUUAUCUCUUUUUCUUUUUUUUUUGUUUAUCUCUCAUGAGUUUGUAAUAUUGUCUUAGACAAUGGACCAAACUAGCCAGUUCAUAAUUUAUCUUUGGGGGAUCAUGCCAAGACAUAUGGAAGCUGUGAUUGAAAAUCAGGGUUAUUCCAGCAAAUAUUGAUUUCUGAACUCUUCCUAAGUUAAAACAUUAGUAUCGUGUUGUUUAAAAACGAACAUGAACUUGUUUUCUUUGCAUUAUUCACGGUCUGAAAUCUUUUUUGUUAUUUUGACCAGUUGUCAUUUUCUGCAAAUAUAUGCUCUAAAUGACAAUAAUUUUAUUUGGAAUUUGGGAGAAAUGUUGUCAGUACUUUAUAGAAAAAACUAAACAUUUUCAUUUUACUCGAACACAUACCUAUAAAUAGUAAAUCCAGAGAAACUGAUCUCUUAAUUGUUUCCAGAGCUAUAUAUAUAUAUAUAUAUAUAUAUAUAUAUAUAUAUAUAUAUAUAUAUAUAUAUAUAAUUUUUGUGUAUAUAUUUUUGAGCACCUGCAAUAUACAGUAAUUAAUUUUUAGGCUAAGCUUUGCUGUGCUUAAACUUAUAUUAUUGUUCUUGCCAAUAAGUCAGUGCUUUGCCUUGCUUUAAACUGACCAAGUUUAGCCAUCAUCCUGUGACCAACUUUUAAUACAUUAUAGAAAAUACACAGACAGCUUUCAGAAUAACGGCUUUUUGUAAAUAUGCUUUUAUGCCCUUUUUAAUGGUCAGGAUUCAUUUAUACAGAGAGAUGAACUGGUAUGUUUUAAAGUUGGACAUUGUGUGCAAUCCUACAAUCAUAUUUUGGGAGAUUAUAGACACUAAGUAGCAUCCUAUACAGGCCUACUGUUAAAUACCACAAUAAAAACAGAAUCCUACUGCAAUUAAGAUAAAAUAAUUUUGGUUUUAAUAUUAACAGUUUUUGUAUUAAAGUAUUAAUUGUUACAUUACAGAACAGCUGCAAUAAAUGUUACUAUACUGUGUACUUAAUCUCAUUACUGCUUGUAUUCUAUCAGCCUGCUCUGAAUAUUCGGUCAAUACAGGCAUUGAAAUGAAAUAUGCUAAAACAUUUGACUGUAUUUGAAGGAAACAAGAAUGUAACUACCACAAUGUUUUCUGACCAGUCAAAUAAAAAAGAACAUCAUAAUAAAAUGUGUUGUUUUUUUUUUUU